This is a messenger RNA of Daucus carota subsp. sativus, 1392 nucleotides long. Its product is annotated as receptor-like protein EIX2. NCBI's taxonomy places the organism in Eukaryota, Viridiplantae, Streptophyta, Magnoliopsida, Apiales, Apiaceae. The record is from RefSeq and is a predicted model, not a curated record. The coding region runs from base 1 to 1392 and encodes 463 amino acids. The transcript has a single exon. Gene Ontology annotation, molecular function: protein binding.
AUGACAUUUUUGAAUCUGUCAUUCAACAGAAUUAGGGGCAAGUUUUCUGGUAAAUAUGUUCAUAUGCAAGAGAUUGGUUUGAGUUCAAAUUAUUUUGAGGGACCAUUACCACCAAUUACAACGAAAUGUUCAAAUAUAAAUCUGUCCAAGAACAAGUUCUCAGGAUCACUCCAUUCCUUAUCUGUUGUUGAAGACUUAUCUUUAAGCUUUCUUGAUAUUUCUCAUAAUCAGUUAUCUGGGGCACUUUCCAAUAAUUGGAUGCAUUUCAGUGGUUUGGCGUUUCUCAACUUGGGAUAUAACAAUUUUUCUGGUAAAAUUCCAACAUCGAUGGGGAAUCUGUAUAAUCUCCAAACACUGAUUUUGCGAAACAAUAAUCUCUAUGGAGAGCUGCCUUCAUCUCUAAAACACUGCCAGGGCCUAGGUUUUGUAGAUUUUGGGUUAAAUAAGCUAUCAGGAAAGGUACCGUCAUGGAUUGGGGAAUCCCUACCACAACUGUAUGGUCUAAUCCUAAAAUCUAAUAGAUUUUAUGGAAUCUUGCCUCGUGAAAUAUGUCGUCUAUCAAAUCUUCACUUUCUAGAUGUGUCUAUUAACAGAAUUUCUGGAACCAUUCCUUCAUGCUUCAGUAAUCUUACUGCCAUGGUUUUAAAAGGAAAUGAAGUUGUAGAGCAAACUUAUCUUCCAUAUUAUCCCUUCGAAAAUUCAUCAGCGUUUGUGGGUUCACAAGAAGUAGAAAAGGCUCCAGAAGAACCUCAAAACUAUAGUUAUUUUGAUUCUGUAUUGGCAAGAUGGAAAGGGCAGGAGUUUGAGUACGGAAGAAAUUUUGCUUACUUGAAGAUGAUUGAUUUGUCAACCAAUAAAUUGUCUGGAGAAAUUCCAAUCGGGAUAACUAAACUUGUAGAACUCAGGGGACUGAACUUGUCGGGAAACUAUUUUUAUGGAAAGGUUCCACCUGAGAUUGGCCGAUUGAAUGUGCUAGAAUGCCUAGACUUGUCCAGAAACAAUUUCUCAGGUGCAAUUCCCCCAAGCAUGUCUGGAUUAAAUUUUCUUGCCUAUUUAGAUCUUUCAAAAAAUAACUUUUCGGGAAGAAUCCCAUCUGGUACUCAACUCCAGGGAUUCAAUAUCUCCGCAUAUGAGCAGAAUGCUGAACUCUGUGGUAAACCACUCACGAAUAUUUGUCCUGGAGAUGAACCAGUUGAUUACAUCCAGCCUUCAUCUGGCAAGUAUGAAGUUAAUGAAGAAGAUGGUGAAUAUGAAAUGUGGCUGUAUAUUAGUGCAGUGCUUGGUUUCGUCUCUGCAUUUUGGGGCUUCAUUGGAACUUUAUUGCUAAAUCGUCGUUGGGGACGUGCAUAUUUCUUCUUUUUGGACAACUUUUUUCAUAAACUAAAAUUCUAA